AUGACAUCUAGACUGAUGGAAAAGAGCGACCUAGCAUGCGAACAGUGUCGUCGUCGCAAGUCAAGGUGCGAUCGCCUCCAACCCAAAUGCGGAUCCUGCGUUCGGGCCGACACACCGUGUCUCUUCACAGAGGAGAGGCCAAAACGUGGUCCAAAAAAGGGACAACUUCGGGCAUUGAAGGCACAAGUUGGUAAGUGCUCCAGAUUUGGAAAGCCAAUUUGUCUCCUCAGAACUGAACAUUCUCAUCUGCCCGCAGCCGUACUGGAAAGACAGCUCGCGGAGCAAAGCAAGACUGAGACUACCAUACCCGAUCCUGGCAAUGACCCUACACGUCCGCAUGAUGCGGGUGAAAUAUCCUCUAGCGUCCCUGCGAGUGAAGACAUGAUUACGGGAACUGUCAGCUGGCUGGAUGAUUUGGCCGCUACCUGGGACGAUCAACUAUUAGAGCUUCCGGAAAUAUCUGGUUCCACAGCAGAGUCGCCAAAGUUGGCACCCAUGGCAGAAGAUCCAGGCUUGUCUGACAUGGUCCAGGCUGACUUGGAUGCUCUGUACUUUGAAAGAGUACAUCCAUUUGUGCCGAUCAUUCACAAAGGACGAUACUUCUCCUGGUGCAGCCAGCAAAGUCCCUCGCCAGUGCGUAGGUCUCUACGUCUUGCAAUGUGGACCAUCGCGGCAGCCAUGUCCGCCCCAUUCCAGAAUCUCAGUGAGGGGCUGUAUGGCGCCACGCGGCAGGCCCUUCACGCUCUAGACGGCAACGAUCACGAUCUGCCCUGGAUGACAGGUGAUAUCCAGCUUGAAGAAAUUCAGGCAUGGCUAUUGCUGGCUCACUACGAGUUCAUUCGUAUGGAAGCUCACCAUGUACUGCUCACAUCCGCGCGUGUGUUUCGUUUGGUGCAGCUCGCGCAACUCCACGCAGUCGAUGCUGCCACCACAAUGGCUGGCAAAGAAGUACAGAGUGCUCCCCUCGCUUUCUCAGAAACACAGCAAUUAUUAGAUGCAAUGCUUGAAGAAAAGAGACGAACGUUUUGGGCAGCGUUUUGUUUCGAUCGGUUACUGAAUGCCCAUGACAGUUUAUCCUUCACACUGCAGGAAGAAGUGGUAAGUCCCCCUGUACUCUGGCCUUGA
Molecule: messenger RNA, 1125 nt
Organism: Colletotrichum orchidophilum
Lineage: Eukaryota; Fungi; Ascomycota; Sordariomycetes; Glomerellales; Glomerellaceae
Product: all development altered-6
Exons: 2
Coding region: 1-1125 (374 amino acids)
Biological process (GO): DNA-templated transcription; regulation of DNA-templated transcription
Cellular component (GO): nucleus
Molecular function (GO): DNA binding; zinc ion binding; DNA-binding transcription factor activity, RNA polymerase II-specific
Source: RefSeq, a predicted model, not a curated record